This is a messenger RNA of Coccinella septempunctata (seven-spotted ladybird), 646 nucleotides long. RefSeq names its product V-type proton ATPase subunit F 1 (gene Vha14-1). Lineage: Eukaryota; Metazoa; Arthropoda; Insecta; Coleoptera; Coccinellidae. The transcript has a single exon. Bases 113 to 484 code for a protein of 123 amino acids. Gene Ontology annotation, biological process: proton transmembrane transport. Gene Ontology annotation, cellular component: membrane; proton-transporting V-type ATPase, V1 domain. The record is from RefSeq and is a predicted model, not a curated record. Gene Ontology annotation, molecular function: proton-transporting ATPase activity, rotational mechanism.
UCGAUCAACAAGGAUUUGGGUCAGCUGUUUAAAUCUGUCAUGUGAUACAAAUUCAAUAAACUAAACAUUCAAUCUCUCAAGUUUUGCUUGGAAUCCUCCCAUUUUCACGAAAAUGGCCCUUCAUUCAGCCGCCAAAGGUAAAUUGAUAUCGGUAAUCGGCGACGAGGACACUUGUGUUGGCUUCCUGCUUGGCGGAGUUGGUGAAAUAAACAAAAAUCGCCACCCUAAUUUCUUGGUCGUUGACAAGAGCACUGCAGUCAGCGAAAUUGAGGAGUGUUUCAAGAGAUUCAUAAAAAGGGAUGAUAUCGACAUCAUCUUGAUUUCCCAAAAUAUAGCAGAAAUGAUCAGACACGUUAUAGAUUCACACAAUCAACCUGUUCCUGCAGUACUUGAGAUUCCAUCGAAAGACCAUCCCUACGAUGCUAGUAAAGACUCUAUCUUGAGGAGGGCCAGAGGAAUGUUCAAUCCAGAUGAUUUUUCUUAAGUUGCAAUCGAUGGAAACUUAUUUCAGAAGCAGAAAGAUUGUUAAUAUAUUAUGUUGUAUAUAACAUUCCUCUAUUGUCAUCCUUAUUGUAGUUAAAUUACGUGUUGAAAGUUAUUCAAAUUUAUUAAUAUCCAAUCACAAUAAUUAUAGAAAUGAAUCAAA